This is a messenger RNA of Dermacentor andersoni, 1911 nucleotides long. Its product is annotated as solute carrier family 22 member 7-like. Gene Ontology annotation, molecular function: transmembrane transporter activity. Lineage: Eukaryota; Metazoa; Arthropoda; Arachnida; Ixodida; Ixodidae. The record is from RefSeq and is a predicted model, not a curated record. Gene Ontology annotation, biological process: transmembrane transport.
AUGGCGUCGAAAACGCCGGCCCUGAGUUCGCCCUCUAGUCCAUCUUCGUUCCCAUGCCUAGAGUCACCUAAGAAGCCAGGCUUGCAGAAAAAUGAGGCACCCGUGCCGCCUGACACGGCCAGUCCGGUUCCGGUCGGCAGCGCUCUCAAGGGUUUCGUGGAAACAGGCUCGGCGGCAGCCAUCGAGGACAACACGCACGUCAUCCUCGGCAACGGCCGGUACCAAAUGCGCGUCCUAAUCUCCGCGGCGCUGGCUGCGGCGGUGAUGCUGAGCCAGGCGCUCGCCUACGAGCUCAUCGGCAGACCCGUGGACCACUGGUGCAGGCCUCCCGACAACAUGCGCCAUCUGCCGGUGCAUGUCUGGAGGAAUGCAGCCAUCCCCGUCGACACCGACGGGCGGUUCAGUCAGUGCACCGUGUACGACCCGCCGAUCGCGGAAAACGCGUCAGCAGAACGCCGGGUGGUGGAGUGCCAAGAGUGGGACUACGACACCGGCAACCGCGCUGACAGUAUUAUCAGCGAGUGGGACCUGGUGUGCGGGAGACAGUGGCUCCGUCACCUUUCCGUCAUCCUUUUCAUGCUGGUGGCGGUGGCCUUCGUUCCAGCUUCCGGUGCGCUGUCCGACCACUGGGGGCGUCGGCCCGUCAUCCUCAUUAUGACUGGGACGCUCUUCAGCGCCAGUCUAACCGUGGCCGUGGCGGAGACUUUUCCAUUCUUCCUCAUCGCCCGGCUCCUAGUGUCUGGUUCGUGCAACUCUGCCACCAUGAUCCUUUGCGUGCUCCUCUACGAGAUGACGGGAAAAGAGCGGCGCGCUCUCUACUGCGUUUGGGCCACGGGCAUCGGCGUCACCAUUCCCGCACCCUUCCUGUGGUCCGUUGGCGCCCUUCAGCCACGGUGGGCGCUUGCGCAGGCCGUUCUCGUGCUGCCGACCACCAUACUUGUCCUUCUGUGCUACUCCUUAGAAGAGUCGCCCAGCUGGCUAUUCAGCAAAUCGCUGUGGCGCCAGGGGGAGCAGGUGAUGCUCAUCGUGGCAAAAGACAACAGAGUCAACAUGGAGAAAGCCCGAAUCUCGCUCCGUUUCCUUCGGCACCAAAUAAAACAGCAAGAAAACCUGCAGACGACCUCAUCUGCAGGGCCAUUAAAAAGCGAAACGGGGAUCGAGUUAGCCGCACACAGGGCCGUAUUCCGACGCCAGGCUACCUCCGUGGUCAUAUGCUUUGUUAGCCUCACGUUCGUGUUCUACAUUUUCAUGCUCAAGGACAAGUUUAUCGGCGUGCACCAGGCAGCAGCUCAUCUGGCCUUACAGUCUUGUGUCUACUUCGCCGCCUGCCAGGUCAUAGUCAAGAAGGGCCAGCGCGAGACACUAACCAGAAUGUUGGCGCUGCUGUGCUCGUUGACGGCCGCCCACGCCGUGGCGCAGUCUCUGGACUUCUCGUUCGUGAUCCCGAUCCUUCGCAGUUUGGUGCUGGCAUGCUGCUCGGCCUGCCUCAGCAUCGCCUAUGGUUACACGGCCGAGGUGUUCCCCAUCGCCAUUCGCAGCACUGGUCUUUGCUUUGCCUAUAGUUGUGGACGUGUGGGAGGCUUUCUCGGUGUCGUCGUAAACAAGGAUGCAGUAAAGGGGCAUCAGUUGGCCCUUGGCGUCAUCUUGGCGCUCGUGGUCUUCGCCAGCACCGCUGCCAUUCAGUGGCUCCCGGAAGUUUUCGUCAAGCGCCCGCCAAAGAAGCCACUCGAGCCGGAAGUCACGUCUCCGCAGCAGCGUAAGGCGGCGCUGAAGGAGUCCAUCGCCUCUCCGAGCUGCGUCAAGACUCAGCGCCGGACCGUGAAUGCCAAUCUCCGGUCCCUGCCAGGACUCGCCCUGGUCCGCAAGCCGUCCCGCUGCGUCGGUGUCUCUGGUGUGUUUCCUUCGGAAUAG